Guyanagaster necrorhizus is the source of this 855-nucleotide messenger RNA. RefSeq names its product 23S ribosomal RNA methyltransferase. Gene Ontology annotation, molecular function: rRNA (uridine-2'-O-ribose)-methyltransferase activity. The transcript is spliced from 2 exons. The record is from RefSeq and is a predicted model, not a curated record. The annotation marks the transcript as partial. Lineage: Eukaryota; Fungi; Basidiomycota; Agaricomycetes; Agaricales; Physalacriaceae. Gene Ontology annotation, biological process: RNA methylation. Gene Ontology annotation, cellular component: mitochondrion.
AUGUCGUUUCGUCCGACCCUCGCCGCUCUCUCUAAAAAAUCAUCUACACAAUGGAUAGCCCGUCAGCGUCGUGACCACUACGUCAAGCAACGAGCAUCUUCGUCUUACAGGUCUCGUUCCGCGUUCAAACUUCUCGAACUCAAUGGCCUGCUCCAUUUCCUCGAUCAUGACGAUGUAAAAGUCGUCCUCGACCUAGGUGCGGCGCCUGGAGGGUGGAGCCAAGUGGUAUCUCAGCGUUUGGGGUAUGGGUCUGACGAAGACACUGAGCCUUUGCCGUCUACACUUCCCCGGGUACGACCCAAACGAACACACGAGUCGUCACGUCCUGGCAGUGAAUACGACCCCCUCAAUAUCGACAAUAUGGAAGAGGAGAUUGCUCGUAGUGAAAGCAAAGGUCGUGGGACCAUCGUUGCUGUUGAUCUCCUUCCAAUGAACCCCAUUCCUGGCGUUCGAUCUCUUCAGAUGGACUUCCUGGAGACCAAAACGGAUGAUGCGAUUAUAGACCUCUUGGAUUCGUCCAUACCUGGACUCAGACGACGGAAGAUGGGUGAAGCCUUGGUGGACGUCGUGCUCUCGGACAUGGCCCCCGACUUUUCUGGAAACGUUUUACAUGACACGGAGCAGUCGUAUAGAAUUUGUCUAGCGGUGCAAGACUUUGCGGCGCGCCAUUUACGAACGGAGAAGCAGAUUGGUAGACGACUCGGAGGCGUGUUGGUGCUGAAGCAUUUUUCUUUUGAGGCUAUGAACGAGUUUCGGAAAGAGGAACUGGAACCCCAUUUCAGCGACGUCCAAUACAUCAAGCCGCCAUCGAGCAGGUCGGAGUCACCUGAGAGCUACUUUGUCUGUCGCGGAUGG